Penicillium maclennaniae is the source of this 1107-nucleotide messenger RNA. RefSeq lists its product as uncharacterized. The transcript has 7 exons. NCBI's taxonomy places the organism in Eukaryota, Fungi, Ascomycota, Eurotiomycetes, Eurotiales, Aspergillaceae. The record is from RefSeq and is a predicted model, not a curated record. Gene Ontology annotation, biological process: cytoskeleton-dependent cytokinesis. Gene Ontology annotation, molecular function: molecular adaptor activity; GTP binding; GTPase activity. Bases 1 to 1107 code for a protein of 368 amino acids. Gene Ontology annotation, cellular component: cytosol; septin complex; septin ring.
AUGUCGUCGGCUCUCAACGCGAUGAAGAUUCGACGCAAGAAGAAUGUCAAGAAGGGAAUUCAGUUCUGCCUGAUGGUCUGCGGUGCCAGCGGUACUGGUCGCACAACCUUCGUCAACACUCUCUGUGGCAAGCAAGUUUUGGAGGGCAAGGAAGCCGAUGAUGCUGCGAAUGCUCACAUCGAGGAGGGCGUUCGUAUCAAGCCCGUCACCGUUGAGCUCGAAUUGGAUGAAGAAGGCACUCGUAUUGCCCUAACCAUCGCAUGUCCCCGUCUCACCACCCAACGGGCCCUCCCCCCACUAACCCCCCAAAAUAGCUUCGGCGAGAUUGUUGGCUAUCUCGAGCGCCAAUACGAUGAUAUUCUUGCGGAGGAGUCCCGAAUUAAGCGUAACCCCCGUUUUAGGGAUAACCGUGUUCACGUCCUGCUCUACUUCAUCACACCCACCGGCCACGGCCUUCGCGAGCUCGACAUCGAAUUGAUGAAGCGCCUGUCGCCUCGUGUUAACGUCAUCCCCGUCAUUGGCAAGGCCGACUCCCUCACCCCCGCAGAAUUGGCUGAGUCCAAGAAAUUGAUCAUGGAGGAUAUUGAGCACUACCGCAUUCCCGUCUACAACUUCCCCUACGAUAUCGAGGAGGAUGAUGAGGACACCGUGGAGGAGAACGCCGAGCUCCGCGGUCUGAUGCCCUUUGCCAUUGUUGGCUCAGAGGACUUUGUCGAGAUCGAGAACCGAAAAGUGCGCGCCCGACAGUACCCGUGGGGUGUGUGCUUGCUCCACAGCCAUUUGGCUGAUCUGAAGGAGAUCACCCACGAUUUCCUUUACGAGAAUUACCGUACUGAGAAGCUCAGCAAGAGCGUCGACGGUGCCGCUUCUGGCGGAGAUUCCAGCAUGAACCCCGAGGACCUUGCCUCUCAGUCCGUUCGCCUCAAGGAGGAGCAGCUCCGUCGCGAGGAGGAGAAAUUGCGCGAGAUCGAGAUCAAGGUGCAGCGCGAGAUUGCCGAGAAGCGACAGGAGCUGCUGGCCCGCGAAAGCCAGCUCAGAGAAAUCGAGGCUCGCAUGGCCCGCGAGGCAAGCCAGAGCAAUGUCAGCGAAGCCAAUGUAGAGGCUUAG